Drosophila kikkawai is the source of this 2350-nucleotide messenger RNA. RefSeq names its product eye pigment precursor family transporter white (gene w). The record is from RefSeq and is a predicted model, not a curated record. NCBI's taxonomy places the organism in Eukaryota, Metazoa, Arthropoda, Insecta, Diptera, Drosophilidae. Gene Ontology annotation, cellular component: plasma membrane; cytoplasmic vesicle membrane. Gene Ontology annotation, biological process: transmembrane transport. Gene Ontology annotation, molecular function: ABC-type transporter activity; ATP binding; ATP hydrolysis activity.
CCAGCGGUUUCGUGACGAGGCUCCGAACGGUUUACUCCAACAAUUCAAGACAUAAAAUAACACUGCCGUAAUUUUUUUCGAGUGCCCUUGGGAGAAUCUUUUGGAAAAGGGGAAAAAAGCCAGAAGACCAGGAAAAGAUCGGGAACAGAUCGGGAACAGAUCGACGAUGGGCCAAGAGGAUCAGGAGUUGUUAAUCCGCGGGGGCAGCAAACAUCCAUCCGCUGAGCAUUUGAAUAAUGGUGAAGGCGGUGGGGCUUCGCAAAGCUGCAUUGGCCAGGGCUAUGGGCAGGCAAAGAACUAUGGCACUCUGCGCCCACCCAGUCCACCGGAUGGCCCUGGAUCCGGAUCUACCAAUGGCCAGCUGGCAGAGAAUCUCACCUAUGCCUGGCAUAACCUGGACAUUUUUGGGGCUGUCAACCAGCCGGGUUCCGGCUGGCGGCAGCUGGUCAACCGGACGCGAGGCCUCUUCUGCAACGAACGACACAUCCCGGCGCCCAGGAAGCAUCUGCUGAAGAACGUUUGCGGAGUGGCCUAUCCCGGUGAAUUGCUGGCCGUGAUGGGCAGUUCUGGAGCCGGAAAGACCACGCUUCUCAAUGCUUUGGCCUUUCGAUCGCCGCAGGGUAUUCAGGUCUCGCCCUCGGGAAUGCGACUCCUCAAUGGCCAGCCGGUGGAUGCUAAGGAAAUGCAGGCGAGGUGCGCCUAUGUCCAGCAGGACGAUUUAUUCAUUGGCUCGCUCACUGCCCGAGAGCACCUGAUCUUUCAGGCCAUGGUCCGGAUGCCCAGGCAUCUCAGCUAUAAGCAACGUGUGGCCCGCGUGGAUCAGGUGAUCCAGGAGCUAUCGCUGAGCAAGUGCCAGCACACGAUCAUUGGGGUGCCGGGGAGGGUCAAGGGCUUGUCCGGUGGCGAGAGAAAACGCCUGGCCUUCGCCUCGGAGGCCCUCACCGAUCCGCCGUUGCUAAUCUGCGAUGAGCCCACCUCCGGACUGGAUUCCUUCACUGCCCACAGCGUGGUCCAGGUGCUGAAGAAGCUGUCGCAGAAGGGUAAAACCGUCAUCCUGACCAUUCACCAGCCCUCCUCCGAGCUGUUUGAGCUCUUCGAUAAGAUUCUCCUGAUGGCCGAGGGCAGGGUGGCCUUCUUGGGAACGCCUAGCGAGGCCGUGGACUUUUUCUCCUACGUCGGAGCUCAGUGUCCCACGAACUACAAUCCGGCAGACUUUUACGUUCAGGUUUUGGCCGUGGUUCCCGGCCGGGAGAUCGAAUCCCGGGAGAGAAUUGCCAAAAUCUGCGAUAACUUUGCCAUCAGCAAGGUGGCCCGGGACAUGGAGCAGCUUCUGGCCACCAAGAGCCUUCAGCAGCCGCUGGAGCAGCCAGAGAACGGCUUCACCUACAAGGCCACCUGGUUUAUGCAGUUCCGUGCCGUCCUGUGGCGAUCCUGGCUGUCGGUGCUCAAGGAGCCGCUGCUCGUCAAAGUGCGGCUCAUCCAGACAACGAUGGUGGCCAUCUUGAUUGGCUUGAUCUUUUUGGGCCAACAACUGACGCAAGUGGGCGUGAUGAAUAUCAAUGGAGCCAUUUUCCUUUUCCUGACCAACAUGACCUUCCAGAAUGUUUUUGCCACGAUUAAUGUGUUCACCUCCGAACUGCCUGUGUUCAUGCGAGAGGCCCGAAGUCGCCUCUACCGCUGCGACACGUACUUCCUGGGCAAAACCAUCGCCGAACUGCCGCUUUUCCUCACCGUACCGCUGGUUUUUACGGCCAUCGCUUAUCCAAUGAUCGGCUUACGGGCCGGUGUGCUGCACUUCUUCAACUGCCUGGCCCUGGUGACCCUGGUGGCGAACGUGUCCACCUCCUUUGGCUACUUGAUAUCCUGCGCCAGCUCCUCGACCUCGAUGGCCUUGUCGGUGGGUCCGCCGGUGAUUAUACCCUUCCUGCUGUUCGGCGGCUUCUUCCUGAACUCGGGCUCGGUCCCGGUCUACCUCAAGUGGCUGUCGUAUCUGUCCUGGUUCCGGUAUGCCAACGAGGGCCUCCUGAUCAACCAGUGGGCGGACGUUGAGCCGGGGGAGAUCAGUUGCACCUCCUCGAACACCACGUGUCCCAGUUCCGGCAAGGUCAUCCUGGAGACCCUCAACUUCUCGGCCGCCGAUCUGCCGCUGGACUAUGUGGGUCUGGCCAUUCUCAUUGUGGGCUUCCGGGGAUUCGCCUAUCUGGCCCUGAGGCUCCGGGCCAGGCGCAAGGAGUAGGAGUAGGCGCCGCACCAGCAUCAUAGUUAAUGUGUUUUUUUUUAAUACCAUAAUUACUAUUGUGUUUAUUGUUUACCCCCACACAAAAUCAAAUAUAAUGCCAUUUUGUCAAUU